Protopterus annectens (West African lungfish) is the source of this 2178-nucleotide messenger RNA. RefSeq names its product sorting nexin 31 (gene SNX31). Gene Ontology annotation, biological process: intracellular protein transport; signal transduction. The record is from RefSeq and is a predicted model, not a curated record. The transcript has 12 exons. Bases 1 to 1377 code for a protein of 458 amino acids. NCBI's taxonomy places the organism in Eukaryota, Metazoa, Chordata, Ceratodontiformes, Protopteridae. Gene Ontology annotation, cellular component: early endosome. Gene Ontology annotation, molecular function: phosphatidylinositol binding.
AUGGGUGUAUCUAAGCCUACAACCAUUCCUCCUGUUUUAGAAGCUUUGUUGGAUGCUUUCUUCACUGUUUCCCUUAGUCCAGAAUCUCAGCCACCAUCUCCUAAAAAUCCUGACCGGUUUAACAAGGUGCUGGAUUCUGUUAAGUUCUUGUACAUUAACCCUCCUUCUGAUCCAUCUGUGAUUACUCUUUACACUCAAAAGCCUUCUAAGUUCCUGUCUUUCAAUGUCUUGGAGAGUGCAAAAGCUCAGGAAGAAGAUUGGGAGCAGGAAGGGCCAGCAGAGCCCCCUAGGAAGCCAUGGCGAAUGGUCCUGGCAAAGCCAGUUCUGGCCCUAGAAAAUACAUUCAACUUGUAUCGAUUAGUAAAGGAGACAUUCCUUGUUCCCAAAAAGCUGGUUGGAUUUGAUGUAUUCUUACCAGAUGGAGAGAAGGUUCUAGUAGAUAUGCAAUCAACAGAUACUGCAGAAAGGCUGCUUCAGCUUGUAGCACAUAGGAUAAGGUUGUCUCGAGAGUUGUCUGCAUAUUUUGCAUUAUUUGUGAUCCAUGAAUAUGAAGAUGGGAGUUACUCUGUACUGAAAAAGCUUGCAGAGUUUGAACUUCCUUUUGUUAUUCCUUGGAGCACAGGUGAUAAGCACUCCAAGAUUGUCAUAAGAAAAUGGUACAUGGACCCAGGUCUGGAUGAAAUGUUUUUCGAAAGUAGUGCUGGUCUCUACCUGCUCUACGCACAGGCAGUACAUGAUUUAAAAGAGGGCAGGAUGAAGCCUACAGAUGAACAGCUGAAGCAACUAAAGAUGCUGGAAGAAGCUGAAAACAAAAAAGAGUAUUUAAAGGUGAUGCAACAGGUGGAGUAUUAUGGUUGUAUGCAGUUUGACACCUGUGUAUACAAGAACCAGAUGGUAGACCAUCCUGCAGUUGUUCGAGUGGGUAAGGAUGUAAUAAACUGCAACAUCCGAUUGCCUAAUAACCAGUUAGAAGAGAUUGAUUUCACCAUACGCAGAAUGAAAUGCUGGCGGAUUAGAUUGAUGGGUGAGUUUCUAAAUGGUCAGAAUAAGGAUGCAGUGCACAACAUGGAAGUGAGUUUUGAAUACUGUAAUGCUAAUAACUCGUGGACAUGGAUCACAUUUUACACAGACCAGGCUUUUCUCCUGAGUAACUGCAUACAGCAGAUGGUAGCUGAGCACCUGCCAAAGAACUCCAUUGGGAAUAUGGAAAUGCUAACUGAGACGCCAGAAUCCGAAAGUAUGAUAACGCAGAUUACACGGAGACUGCAAUUUCUACAGUUUGAAGGUUCCAGUACUGCCCUGGGCAAGUUUGUAUCGUCCUUCAAAGUGAAGAGAGAGCAAAAUGCUUCAGAGGAUGUUCAAGAUGAGGACUUGUAAAAUGUUCACUUAAUAAAUAGUUGCACUUUGUACCUCUUCAUGUUAUAUUGCAAGCUUGUUGUAGUCCGCUAUUUAAAUGAAACUUGAAGGUUUUAUUUACUGUUUCUAUUGGACUAUUUACUCUCCAGCACUGCAGAGCAGCUUGCAAAAUCCAUGACAAAAGCAUGUUAUGAACUGCCACAAUCUCUGUCUGUAACCAUGUGCUGCAAGUCAAACCUGUGAAUCAGGCUGGUUCUCUUUUGAAAGUUUUGUGCAUUGAUGGUGACAAUGAUAAUUUAGUUACAUAUAUGAACAUAUGAUCACCUAACUGAAUGCAUAAAUUAAGUGGUAAACAGGAAUCCUUUGUGUUUAUAUUAGUUACGAAUGUUGCACUUGAUGUUCAGCAGAAUUUUUUGUCCUGUAUAGGCAACUCUGCAGUAAGCACUGUAUAAAAUCUCAUUUAUAUUUUCUGUUGGAAAUAGUAAUACUAGAAAAUUAAAAUAUGAAUGGUUUGUAUAUACACAUGUGACAUAGAGCUGUUUUAGGUAUACUGAUUUUAUAUAUGAACAGGAGUUGGGGGGGGGGGGUAGUGCAUUGUUUCGUACUUAUGCUGGAUAAGAAAACAGGAAUAGCUUUACCUUACCUAGCCCCUUUCUAAAUUGUUGAGAACAGAGUAGUGAUGUCAAUUGUUUAACUUUCAGAGUUAAGUCCUCACGCUUUGAGAUGCACAUAGGCUAUCAGCCAAAUUGAAUAAUAUAAAAAGAUAAAAUCCACCACAACUAAGAGGCCGUAGUUAACAGCAAACAGAGAUAUUAUGAAAUA